Molecule: messenger RNA, 2256 nt
Organism: Etheostoma spectabile (orangethroat darter)
Lineage: Eukaryota; Metazoa; Chordata; Actinopteri; Perciformes; Percidae
Gene: tpbg1b
Product: trophoblast glycoprotein 1b
Exons: 2
Coding region: 398-1501 (367 amino acids)
Biological process (GO): negative regulation of canonical Wnt signaling pathway
Cellular component (GO): plasma membrane
Molecular function (GO): protein binding
Source: RefSeq, a predicted model, not a curated record
AGAGCGCAGCCACUUUCUCCUCUCCAUGCCAGCAGCGGCUGCUCCAGACUGGGAGCAAGACCUCGUGGAUCCGGACAGAAGCCCCUCCCCGCAUAUCAUCGCGCCAGGCGAUGGUCCUUUUAAUUUCAUUGUUGGAGAAGAAGCGACGCCCCGCUUCGCCACUGCAAAGGAUCAAACACCCCCUAUGAUCAGCACGACCCCCAGUUCUGUUCUCAUGGAAAUCAGAGCCUGCCUCCCGGCCACACUUUUCUGCAGAGAUGCAAAGUUGAAGCGCAUUCCCAGCCGGGACAACGGACCCUAACGAUGUCUUGGAGGAGCUGAUCGUUUUAUCCCUUUUCUCGUGUGCGCUUCUCUUUCGUAUCUUUUGCUCGCCGUACACUUUUCUUUCUCUCCCAACAUGCUGGAUUUGGCGCAGCGCGUGGUCUUCUGCGCGCUCCUCGGCUCCGUUUACGCGUCGUGCCCUCCGCGCUGCGAGUGCUCCGAGGCGGCUCACACCGUGAAGUGCGUCUCCAGAGACCUUCGGAGUGUCCCGACCGGGAUCCCCGGAUACACCCGGAAUCUGUUCAUCACGGGGAAUCAGAUCCGUCGAAUCGGUCCGGAGUGUUUUAAAGGGCUGGAUAAUGUGACGAACCUGUCUCUGAGCAACAACAGAAUUUCCGAGGUGGAGUCCCACACCUUUGCCGGACUCCGCAGCCUCCGCUCCCUGGAUUUGAGCAACAACCAGUUAGCAGUGGUUCACCCCGAAGCCUUCACUGUGCAGAACCAGUCUCUGCGGGACCUCAACCUGAGCCGAGCCCUCUACAACCACUCGUCUGUGAUGGACUUGGCCACGUCUCUGCGCUGGAGCUCCCUGGGGAUGCUGAAGGGACUGGACCUCUCCCACAACGGCCUCAUCUAUUUACCCUCGCACAUCUUCUCCCACCUGGGCAGCCUGCAGCGGCUCCAGCUUUCCAACAACUCCCUGGUGGCCAUCCACAACUCCACCUUCUCGGGUUUGGAUUGUCUGCAGGAGCUGGACCUGACCCUCAACGCCCUGAAGACGAUGUCCGAGGAGGGCCUGCGAGAGCUGGACUCCCUGCCCAGAGCCAAUCUCCUGCUGGGGGAAAACCCCUUCACAUGCACGUGUGGAAUCGAACCAUUUGCUCUGUGGCUCAACAGAUCACAGGGACGCAUUAGUGACGCCAUGGGCCUGGUGUGCGCCUUCCCAGCCAGCAUGAGAAACACAUCCAUGCUGGCUGUGGGCACGCUGACGCUGGGUUGCCACCAGAGCGGCGCGGGGGCGGACCUUGCUUUGCAGACCUCUUACGUCUUCUUGGGUAUAGUCCUGGGCUUCGUUGGCCUGAUCUUCCUCUUUGUACUUUAUCUCAACCGCAAGGGCAUCAAGAAGCGCAUCAAUGACUUGCGCGACGCCUGCCGGGAGGUGUGGGAGGGCUACCACUACCGCUUUGAGAUCGACUCUGACCCCAGGUUAUCACAGGUCUGCACGAGCGUUGACGCGUGAAAUGGACUCUUUUCUAAUCCAUUCAUCAGACUACAUCUACACUACGUUUUGAUUUAAAAAAAAGAAAAGAAAAAAGAAUAGCUUUUGUGAAGUUCAGGCCUCGCGUGCAAACCACUUUGGUGUUCCGGAGCCCGUCAAAAAGACAUUUGGAAACACUGCUGACACGUUUAUAUUUGAAAACUCGGUUUGCCUUGUAAUCUGGACGGGCACAAACAGAGACCUUUGGAAACGACAACGCAUGUCACUCAGUCUUAUGGGUUAGGUAGCUGACAUACAUUUCAGUAAUAGUUCCACCUCGUCAUUGGUCCAAGCUAAUAUGGAUGGAGAUUAUUUCUGCAACUGGAGCUAAAACUUGUGUGAAAACGCUGCUUCAAAAUUAAAACGUCGUAGCACAGAUAUAGCCUUUGUAGCAAAAUGUAAAAAGUGUACAGAUUUGUCUGUAAAUAUAUUCAUACAACAAUGUUAACAAUCUUUCAGCUUUGUUGUUUAAAGCAUGCACUGCUCCUUUAAUACAGCCACUCUCAGAUUGGUUUGUGAGUCAAAUGGACAUGAUUGUUGUACAGGGAGUUCCCGGAUGGACAUUUCUUAUGUUCUUGCCUGCUCCUUAUGUCCACACAAAGGCAACAGCAAGUGCCUAAAGUCAGCUAGGUGCUUGUUUCCUAAUCAGAGGGAUCUAAACUGAACUCACUCUCUACAUGGCUCAUUUGCAUUCAUCACUCUGUCAGAUCCUGUCUUCAUAUUUGGCACGUAGAAAA